This is a messenger RNA of Episyrphus balteatus (marmalade hoverfly), 996 nucleotides long. RefSeq lists its product as uncharacterized. The transcript is spliced from 4 exons. The coding region runs from base 62 to 946 and encodes 294 amino acids. Lineage: Eukaryota; Metazoa; Arthropoda; Insecta; Diptera; Syrphidae. The record is from RefSeq and is a predicted model, not a curated record.
GCAAUCAUUCAAGAUUAGUCUCAAUUUAGUCAACGACGACAACGACGACACGGUUGGAAACAUGAAUCUCAAAUAUCAUUUUCUAGUUAUUAUUGCUAUGCUCAAUAAUUUUUGUUGUGCAAGUGAAUUUAAUUUGGAAACCUGUACUGUCCACCAUUUACAUGAUAGAGAAUAUGGUUACAAGGAUUUCUUCGAAGUUAGUUCUUUGAAAAAAAAUUGGUUAAAAGCAAACGAAAGAUUACAUUUGCAAUUCUACGUAAUGACUACAAUGGAGGCUCACAUAUUGCUUUCAGAAGAUAAAAAUCCCAAAUGGGAAAAUGGAAGUUCUGCUCGUGGUUAUGAAAUCGUUCUUGGUGGUAUUCGCAAUUCACUUUCUUGGAUAAAUGUUGGUAACUCUACAAUACGUGUACCAGUCAAAGUUAAUUCUCCCAAGAUCUUAUCGGCUUUUGAACCAAUACCAGUUGAAAUAAUUCAAACCAAUGACGGUGAAAUAAUUGUUAAUAUAAUCGGCUAUGCAGAACCCCUUUUGAAAUAUUGGGAUGUGACUUCCACUCCUGUAAAUAUUAAAUUUUUUAGCUUUGGUACUUAUAAAAAAGAGUCAGCUAAAUGGUUCUACAAUUGUCUAUCCGAUGGACAUUCGAAUAUUGAAAGCCAAACAAAAUUAAUUGGAGAAAGAAACCAAGAAGAUUAUGCUAAUAGACAGACAAACUUAUCUGGAACUGGUCCCACUAACAGACAUGUAUCAUUUUUCCUUGGUUUGGUGCCAACACUGGACAAUUUUAAGGACGAUCAAGUUAUAGACUUUCAAAGCGAGGUUAUUGAGCUUGUAAAAAAAAUCAAGAAUCCUGCAAGAACAAAAACAACAACAACAACAACAACAACUGAAAAACCGAGGUAUAAGAUAGAUGUACGGAUGGGAUACACGGAGAAAAAAGGGUCACCUUAAAAUAAGAUGAUGCGGACAUUAAAUUUCACAACCUUAAAAUAAGGUGAUAU